Molecule: messenger RNA, 822 nt
Organism: Erigeron canadensis
Lineage: Eukaryota; Viridiplantae; Streptophyta; Magnoliopsida; Asterales; Asteraceae
Product: TMV resistance protein N-like
Exons: 2
Coding region: 1-822 (273 amino acids)
Biological process (GO): signal transduction
Source: RefSeq, a predicted model, not a curated record
AUGGCGUCGGCUUCAACUUCAUCGGUUGAAAAGAGUUACGUAUAUGACGUUUUUAUAAGUUUUAGGGGUAAAGAUUUACGUAAGGCUUUUUUUGAUCAUCUUUGCGAAGGUUUUCGGAGACAAGGCAUUAUCGUUUUCAGAGAUAAUAAGCACAUUGAGGUUGGAGAAAAGAUUAGUGACGAGCUCCCCAAAGCCAUCAAAGAUUCCAAGUUUCACAUGGUUAUUUUCUCCAAGAGAUAUGCAGAUUCUUAUUGGUGCUUAAACGAGCUCGCGGAUAUCUUAGAGUCACAGAAGCCGGGGCACUCAACUUUUUACCCGAUCUUCUAUGAUGUGACACCCAGCGACGUCCGCGAACAAAAGGGGCGAGUUAAAAAGGCAUUCGCAAAACACUCAGAGAACGAGGCUGCUGGGAGAUGGAGGGCUGCUAUGGCACAAGCAGCGUCUAUGGAAGGGUUGGAGUUGUCCAAGAUUGGUGAUGGGUAUUCUCUUCUGUCUCGUACCAUCCUAUCUGCCGUCAUGUCCUUCGAUAGGUCAAGCUCUAUUAGGUCCUUCGCUAGACGAUCCUCCCACCUCAUCUUAGGCCUUCCCCUCCUUCGAAUGCCGUCAACUUCAAUAGAUUCUGCUCUCCUUAGUGGUGUUGUCUGCUCUUCCCUUAGUUUGUUUAGGAUGGACCCUACUUUUAGUUUGGCUCUAAAAGCUCUGUGGGGAUCCUGUCAGCUAGGGUCUUCCCGCAAGUCCACCUUAGCAUCCUCAUCACAACCACCUCCACUCGGGACGCUUGGGCUUUCUUCAUCGGCCAACAUUCCGACCCGUAUAACAUAG